Oryzias melastigma (Indian medaka) is the source of this 863-nucleotide messenger RNA. RefSeq names its product neuropeptide B (gene npb). The record is from RefSeq and is a predicted model, not a curated record. Gene Ontology annotation, molecular function: G protein-coupled receptor binding. The coding region runs from base 254 to 646 and encodes 130 amino acids. The transcript has 2 exons. Lineage: Eukaryota; Metazoa; Chordata; Actinopteri; Beloniformes; Adrianichthyidae. Gene Ontology annotation, biological process: feeding behavior; G protein-coupled receptor signaling pathway.
CAGAGAGAAGCUGACGCCCCCAUCCUCACGGCCCCCACCCUCCUCUGACUCCAGCAUCAAGAACGGAUCAAUUUAGAUUAAGAGGGCCAUCAUCCGCCCACCUGCGCUGUGAUUUGACGCGUGUAUCGGGUCACGCACGCGCGCUCCUACCAGAGUAUUUAAGGUGCCCGAAAGUUUUCCGAGUUCAUCCAAGAUCCCGCAGACCAGCAGCGCCGUGUUCCUCCGCGUCGAAGGUCCCAGCUCCAUCCCAGACAUGGACAGGUCGGUCAGGUUCGCAGUGGUCUGCGUCGGGGUGUCUCUGCUCGUUUCCUGCCACUCCGCCGAAGCCUGGUACAAGCAGUCCACCGGACCCAUCUUCUACCCGGUGGGGCGCGCGUCCGGCUUGCUGUCCGGCAUCAGGAGGUCACCGUACGUCCGGAGAGCGGAGUCCGAGGAGGUGCUGGCGGACAGCGAGGAGGCGGCCGGGAACAGCGUGAGCCCCGAGGCCAGCAGGCAGAUCUCUGUGCUCAAAAACAUGGCCAUUUGCGUAAAGGACGUCUCCCCCAACCUGAAGACAUGCGAGCUGCUUGCGGACGGGACCGGAACCUUCCAGUGCAAGGCGGACGUCUUCCUCACUCUGGACUCCUUGGACUGCCUGUCCGCGUGAGCGGAGCGCGCGCAGCCCCCAUCCUCCACCUGGGAAUGCUUCUACUGAGAGGGGGGGACUGAAAGAAAAAUCUGAGAGGAUGGAGGAGGGCGCGCGGGCGGAUGGAUGAGAAUGUUGUCAUUGAAACGUUUUGAUUUGAAGCCAUGUUGACUGCAGGGCGAAUUUCCUGAAAAACAAUUAUUUUAUUUUACCAAUUAAAAUGAACAAAGACUGAGAA